AACUUGAGGAGAGGGGCUGAAAAGCGGGCAUCUUGCUUUCCGUAUCUGCUUUGAUCAACAUUUGAAGUCUUGUUUUAAUGAAGCCGGGACACGAGCUACGCUUCUGGAUGGACAGGAGUCUGAAGCAGAAAUGGCCAGUUUGAAUAAGAAUGUGGGAAAGGUUGCAGUAGGAGUGUCAUCCAAGCCGUCUGUUUUCACAUUUGUGCCGGUGGUGCAGAAAUUACCAAGUAAAAACAUUGUUGAAGAGGAGGAGAGAUCUGCAGCUCUGACUGGAAACCAACAUAAGAACGCAGCCGUGUCCCAUGAGGAGACAACCGGAGGGAGAAUGUCGGACGGGGAGAUUUUCAAAGCAGAGAUAGUCUUUAUCAAGGACUCUGUGGAGGGGAAAGUGGGGAACAUAAUCCAGCGGGAGACAGAAGCUCAUAUGAAGCCUCCACCAGCUCCGGUGAGCCUGACUCACACCAGAGCCUCUCCUUUAUCUGGCGCUCAGUCUGAAAAUACCCCCAACCACGUAGCCGCUGUGACGGCCUCUAUGGAAACAGCUGUUGAUAAACACAGGGGCAUUUCCCAGCGGCGGUGUCACGAUACCUCUGGACGCGCUGAGGUUAGCUUGGGUUGCUUUGCAAAUAGAAAGUCUGUGUCAGAAGACAGAACAAGCCCCACGAACUCUGCAGAUCUGUUCCCCACCCCGGCUUCAUCCAGAGAGUCCAUCCUCUCGGAGGGCUCGGACAAAGACAAGAGCUGGUCUGCUGCUCAGCUUUCCUCUGUAACCUCUCCUGUUUCUUUCAGCCGCACUGUUUCUCAAUGCUCAUCUAUCCGCUCGGGCGUCUUCUCCCCCGCUGUCGUCCAGAUCAAGAGGCACUUUCUGGCUCCUGGCUCUAGUCUGCUCAACAUCCCUCAAACCUGUUUCUCGUCCUGCGAGAGCCUGACCUCCUCUGUCUGCUCGCAGACUUCCCCUCCCCGGCACCGGCCUCCUCUCACCCGACUCUCCCUCCUCACUGCCAUCCUGAGGAAAGGUCGUCUUCCUGUCCUGUCGCCUGCUCUGCAGAGGCCUUACACCCCCUGCUGGCCUGUUAACCCUGUGACCCUGUCCUUUUGUAACGCAUGCUCAGCAGCCUCCAGCGUGGCUUCUAUUCCCCUGGAGUUUUCCUCCCUAUACUCCUCAUCUGCCUCUAUAGACAGUCAAAGCCACGUUCACAGGGAAGCGAGUCGGUGCAUCACUGCUCCUCCAACGGUGCAGUCGAGGGAGCUCAGUGGAACCUGCCCUCAAACUCAAGUGAAAAGAUGCUCGGAGCAAAUUCACUCCUGCGGCGUGCCUACAUGGGAGCGGGUUGUUUCGCCUCCGCCAGCAAAGAGCAGCACACUACCCCGAGCGCCACUGUUUUGCUCAGACUUCAAAUCUGUUUCUCCAUCAAAGCAUGAAGAAACACACUGUGCAACCUCCAAAAACCUGCCCAACACACACAUCUCCGAGUCCCCCAAGCUGAAGCCCAGCAGCAAAUUCCUGAAGGGCCAUGCAGAUAAUAACCUUAAAAAACUCAUCUCCCCGUCCACUAAGCUUAAUAAUGAGCCGGAGACCCCUGUGCCCCAGAAAUGGAGCCAGCAACCAAAUUCAUCUCUCUCAAGGCUUCACUCGCUUUCUCAGCAGCUGAGGUCUCCGCCUGUCACUCCUCCUCAUCCUCAUCAGCCUUCACGUUCCACAACUUUCUCUGCUCGCACUGACACAGCAUCACCUCUCCCUGCUUUGCAAAACGUGGGAGGAGGAUCGGAGAGGGGCUGCCUCGAUUCCAAAAGCGUCCCACCACCGCGGGGUUUUCACAAAGCCAACUGCCUGUCCCCUUCCCGCUAUACACCUAUCAUCUUUUCCGGGUGGCCGUCGCCCACCAGCUCCCCCACGCCUACGCCCUCCCCUGCUCCACCAAUCAGAGAGUUCAGCCCGUCCCCGUCUCUGUCCCUGCGUUCCACGCCCUCCCCAAGGCCGGGGAGUGGAAUAUCAGACUGCAGUGACAGGGAGGGUAAAAAAAGAAAGACGCACAAGAUUAAGUCGAGCUACAAAUCGCUUGCUGCGAUUCCAACAAACACCCUUCUGCUGGAUCAGCAAGCGAUAGAUGAGCAGGUAGAGAGAGAACCGACUCCUUGUAACACGCCGGACGGAGGUGUUGCAGACACUCAUAUUGAGAUGUGCUCACCUGCUCAACUCCGGCAGCAGUCAGAGGAACUGUAUGCUGUCAUUGAUGAGAUAUUGGCAAAUUCCACUCCAGCAUCCUCCAGGGCAUCGACUCCUAGUGUUGGUCUGCAGCAGAACAACUCGUCAUUUCCAAAAUCCUUGGGACGUGAAACCAAAUAUGCGUCAUUAUGCAGCCUGCACCCUUCUGCCGGCGUGGAAAGAAAACUGAUGGAUUCUAAAAAGACGAAACCCGGGGUCAUUCGCCCGAUGACGGCCAUUCCAACACUGACAGUGGAGGAAGAAGAAGAGUUUCGUUCCAACCCCUUCAGGCAGUUUGCUGUCAAGCAGACCUUAAAUGGCAAGAAGAAGGUGGAAAAUACGCAUCGUGAACCGACAGGGAUAAAUUGGCACACAGGGCUGAAAAGCAAAACAUUAAGUGAGGAGAGGAAGCCUGACAGAAGAAAUCCUUUCUCCAUAUGCGACCUGCAGAUUACCGAGCCUGAAGAACAGAUCAGCCACCUUGGGAAAGAUGCUUUGACAUCUUUCAGUCCCACUGAGAGGCAUAUGCAAGCUUUUGAAACUCACAUUUAAAUGCUUUUUUCCUCAGUGAACAAUUAUCUGCUUAGACACAUUCAGUACUCAAGACAAUCCCCGCUGAUGGAGAAAUGACAAGUUGAUUGCACCUCAUCAGCAUGAAUCCCCUUAUGGUUGUUUACAGGAUUUGACAGCGAGGUUUUAAAGUGUCGCAAAGAGAUGACAGAACUGCGGGCAACUGACCGUUUGCUAGUGUCCGACCAAUUUUGUUUGUCAAGCUUACAAUGGCAGAUCAACCACUCCAAGUACAUUGUAAUUUUUAGAACAGUGGGUCUUUAAUUUCAGACCGAGGUGGACAAAAGCAGCCUUUUUAUUCUUUCCUGCUCCAGAUAAUGACAUUAAUUGUACUUUUGUCUGUUGGUCAAAAACAUCGUCUUUGGCUGACCUUUAAGUGUUUUCUGCUGAUUCAGUCCCUGUAAAAGAAUUUUAAAUAUGCGCUUGAUGGCUACAUACAUGAUAAGUAAACUAAAAUAAAAGACAGAGGCUGUUUGUCUCUUCAAUAUGAGGGGAAAAAAGCACAUUUUAAAGGCUCUUAGUGCUGCAUCGGGUUGUAUUCACUAACAACGGCAAAUAAAGUUGUGUAGAGAAUGAGAAAGAGAAGACAUCUUUGAAACUAUUUGACCUGAUUUAAGCUUCUAAUAGAGUAUACUGGCAGCCUAAAGCUGCACAUCCUCAUCAGGAACUGAUGCAGGAUACAUGUAAAUAAGGAAACAACAUUGUUUUUGUAUUGUAGAGUAGAUCAGAGUAAACGUGGACAACACAGAUAAAUCAGUUAGCUUCAUGCCCUAAACUUUGACCUGUACCUGACAUUAUUCUACAAACUUCAUUACCUUUGCUAAAGCAUCACAGAUUCCAAAGCUUGACAGAUCUGUUGUAGCUGGACAAGCAAAUGGUCAGUUGCUGAAAAACAACCAAAUCCAAAGAGAUAUAGUUCCACUGUGAUACGGCCCUGAUCUUUUUUUUAAAGUUAAAAAUCAUUUAGAUUUUUCUUACAGUCGGUUAAAUUCACAAAAAGCGAUCAUGGUCAUUACAGUACAACAUUAAAUUCAUGCAAAUUAUGUGAUGCACUGUAAAGAAGAAACAGUUUUACUUUCAUUCAAGGAAUUGAAGAAAAACUGCAAUGUAGAAUAAAGGAUGUGCCUGUCCAAUC
Stegastes partitus (bicolor damselfish) is the source of this 3911-nucleotide messenger RNA. It is a transcript of the gene mlip, whose product is annotated as muscular LMNA-interacting protein. The transcript is spliced from 12 exons. Lineage: Eukaryota; Metazoa; Chordata; Actinopteri; Pomacentridae. Bases 131 to 2758 code for a protein of 875 amino acids. The record is from RefSeq and is a predicted model, not a curated record.